Molecule: messenger RNA, 737 nt
Organism: Racocetra persica
Lineage: Eukaryota; Fungi; Glomeromycota; Glomeromycetes; Diversisporales; Gigasporaceae
Source: the annotation of a GenBank genome assembly
GUUAUCCGACCGAGGAGGAACGCCACGAACAAUUAAGGGAAAAAUUUACUGAAAUUAAGCAAGGAAAAAUCAAAAUUGAGAAUAUUUUAAGCAUGUCAAUUAGUUUUCGUCAAUUUACACCGGAAAAACAAGCCGAUUUAGCCCAGGGAAUAACUGAUUUAAAAACCGAGAAUGAAAAAUUGGCCCAAUUAGUUGCUAGUGAGGAAAAGCGCAAAGAAAAAUUGAUUGUCGAUUUAGAACAAUUGAAAAAAGAUUACGAGAAAGACCACCGUCGCACCCAAAUCAUUUCCGAUUCUCACUUGAUUGAUGAAAGAAAGGCAAUUGCUCCCGAAGAAAUUAUCAUCAUCCUCAGCCGUGGUGAAAAGAAAAAAACCAAGUCAGAAACAGAAGUAAAAGAAAAAUUACCUAGUUAUUUAAACAUUUACAAAAUUAAUUCUCUUGAUUCUACUAACAUUCCCAGUGUGGGCAAGGAAUUAAAGACCCGAGGUGAAAAUUUAGCCAUUAUUAAAUCUAAUCGGCGUGAUGAUUUGUGGUGUUUUUCUAACUUCGGAAAAAUUUAUAUCCUGCCAGUUUACAAAUUAAGUGAUAAAAGUAUUAAUUUACGAGAAAGCCGAAUGUUGAAAUUAGAUGAAAAAGAGAUUAUUGAGAAAAUUAUUUCUGUCCGUGAGGACUUUUUAACCACAACCGAGAAAAAAGAAAAAUAUUUAGUGAUUGGCACAAAAAAAAGGGAAGAUUAA